AUGGCAGCCGGCAAGGAAGCUCAGCAGAGCACACCUGUAUACCUGGGCGCCCUGCUGGAUGCCGGGGAGGGUGCCACCAUGACUUUGGUGGUGGGGGAGACGCGGCUGGUGGCGCACAGAGCAAUCCUAGUUGCCGGGAGCGCCGUGUUCACUGCAAUGUUCCGCCACGACACGGCAGAGUCCGGCAGCGGCCUCGUCGACAUAACAGAUGUGAACAGGCCAGUGCUGAAGGAGCUGCCGACGUACAUGUACACCCUUCGUGCCCCGCAGCUGGCGAGCCUGGCCCCGCAGUUACUAGUCGCUGCCGACAAAUACGGUGUGGCGAGCCUGAAGGCCCAGUGUGAGCAGCAGCUGGCCACUGUACUGACAGUGGAAAAUGCAGCGGCCACAGGUGUUCUUGUGGUGCGACACUGGUGCCCCGGCCUUAGGCAGACCACCGUCUCCUUCGUAAAGGGCCACAUGUACCAAGUGAUGUCUUCUGGCUGCGUGUGUACUGCAUCAGCCCAGCCCUGCGUGGCCAUCAUAGAGGUCAGCAGGCUGCUGGCGGAGACACCACCUGAAUUGAGCCCCGGCGCGGCUCCCCGCCACACUACUACGCCACCUGAUGACGCGGCCAUCUCUCGCCUCCAGAGUCUCUCUGAAGAGGAAAUGGGGGGGGGGGGGGGGAUGCUGAUAGAGGUGGCCAAGGAGGGGGUGACAGAAGAGCUGAGCGAGUUACUGGUGGCAGGGGCCAAAAGCAGGAGCUGGUGGAUAUACUGA
Molecule: messenger RNA, 759 nt
Organism: Schistocerca serialis cubense
Lineage: Eukaryota; Metazoa; Arthropoda; Insecta; Orthoptera; Acrididae
Product: speckle-type POZ protein-like
Exons: 1
Coding region: 1-759 (252 amino acids)
Biological process (GO): proteasome-mediated ubiquitin-dependent protein catabolic process; regulation of proteolysis
Cellular component (GO): cytoplasm
Molecular function (GO): ubiquitin protein ligase binding
Source: RefSeq, a predicted model, not a curated record